Aspergillus steynii IBT 23096 is the source of this 520-nucleotide messenger RNA. RefSeq lists its product as uncharacterized. The record is from RefSeq and is a predicted model, not a curated record. The transcript has a single exon. Bases 92 to 397 code for a protein of 101 amino acids. NCBI's taxonomy places the organism in Eukaryota, Fungi, Ascomycota, Eurotiomycetes, Eurotiales, Aspergillaceae.
GGGCGACAGAAUGAAGGGCCAGGCAGGGCGGUGUUUCAGAGCGAGCACAAAGAGAGGGAUGAAAGGGGAAGAAGAUCGUCAAUAAAUAGUCAUGGGCAAUCGGGCUGGAUCGUCAUUCCCCAUCAUCCUGCCCCGGCUUUCGAGAUUGGGUCGAACCCACCGGCAGCGUCACAUGGCGUUUGCUGCGGCAUCUUCCUCUAUCUUUGGCUCCGCAGUCUCGUCGCAGUCGAGGAUCGUGGAAGUCUCCAAGCCCCAACGACUCCAAAUACUUCGACGACGCGAAGAUACGGCCUCGACAGGUACCGGUACCUCCUGCCCGGCCGCAUUUUGUACCCACCGUCGGGUACCUAUACCGCCCGGGACCAACAACAAACAACAAACAGGGUUACAUCUCUAGCGCCAAGGGGACGGUGACAUCGCGAUAAGCCUUGGACGGGGCGAUGAGACUGUUUCACUCUGCCGUUAGCCUCAUCCUGGCAUUUCCAUCGCCUCGACUGAUCAGAUGGACUCGUAUCGGCUG